This is a messenger RNA of Folsomia candida, 4662 nucleotides long. RefSeq lists its product as uncharacterized. The transcript has 5 exons. The coding region runs from base 3268 to 4497 and encodes 409 amino acids. The record is from RefSeq and is a predicted model, not a curated record. Lineage: Eukaryota; Metazoa; Arthropoda; Collembola; Entomobryomorpha; Isotomidae.
GUUGUGCAGUGAGACUUGAUUCUGGACGAGGUGUGAAAUCAUUGCAACUAUUUUUUCUUUGUGUGGGGGUGGAUUAUGAGAUGAUCCCUUCCUUGAGAGGAUGGAGAUCGUAAGUAGUAAAAUUAUUAUGGAAUACAUGCGAGAGAAAGAAUGUUACGCAGAGAUUAGGUGAAAGUUGACGAGGUUGUGGAGAACGCAGGGUUGGUUGGCCUUCUUAUAUGCAUGGUAAAAAAAUCUUGCGUCACAAUUCAUGACUGAAAAAGUGUUGCAUGCCGAAGGACAAACGUCAUGAUCAAUUAUUAACGACUUAAUUACCGUCAAAUUGACUGAUGAUGAUGAACACAGUUGGCCACAGACUUUCACCGUGGCAAUUUUUAUUACCGCAUGAAAGGUUCCAAGAAUGUAUCGGGUAAUUUAAUUAUCGGUAUAAAAACUUUCAUGAAGACUAUUUUUAUUGCAUGAAUUUUGCAGGAAGAAAAGUUACUGAAAGCUUUCACCCAUUCCGUUUUUCAUUAAAUGAAAAAUGAAACCUGUGAAUAAAAUUACCAAUUUUAUUCAUGAGUUUCAUCUAUUGGAAAUUACAGAUAGAUGAACUCAGAAAAUCUAUGAUGGGUAAAUAAAAUAACUGGCAUUAAGCGUUUGUCGCUAAUGCAACCCUGGAAUUUGAGAUUUAAAAUGUUAUCCCCUGUAGAUAUUUAGAUUACGUUUACUUCUAAUAAAAUAAUUGUCAUAUGUAAAUACUUCUCUUUAUUCAAGUGUAUGCCCCACUUUAUCGCUAAUCCUAAGUAAGUCCAAUCACAAUGCAAUGCUCCUCUUAUAUUGACCUGACAAAUACAUACAUGAAUACGCAUUGGAAUAACAUAAUUUAUAUUUGUCAAAUUAUGAGGUCUUUGAUACAGUUACAAUCGCUAGCUACGUAUUUAGACAUUUCUAUGGCGUUUAAUGCAUAAAAUCAUAUGUCUAAAAUCUCGAUAUCGUUUUGGAUAAUUAGUUAUUGUGAGACUAGUGCUAAAUCUACUGUCGUUAUUCGUGGUCAAGAAUUACUCUUGAAGGUGUGUAUCCAGCUUUUGUUUGAGCCAAGAUUUCGUAAAUUAUUUACAAGCCAGAGCCUAGUCGAUUUAGUCGUCUCGAAAACAUUAUUCAUAGGUCUCGUUGAUUUUAAUGCAUGAAAGCUUUCAUCAAAGCAAAAAAAUAAUUGCCUCUAUAAAAUCUUUCACACCCGUAAUUAAAAUACCACGAUAAAAGCUUUCAUAUAUGUAAUUAAAACUUCCCGGAUAACAGCAUCUACUUGUAUCACAGUCAUAAUGCGUACUGAUAUCUUUAGACAUUUCAUUUAUAAUUUUCAAGCUAUUUAUAUAUUUUCGUUUUAGUAAUAAAACUCCUGAAAUUAAAGGCAACUAAAGCCAAACUAAUCAGUUAUGGGUGUUCCAUCAAGGUAUAGGUGCAUUAAGGAAAUUGUGUAUAAUAAUUCCCCUGAGACCAUUCCCCCAAGACUGAAAUUAUUGACGGACAUAUUUCAAGUGAAAGGACAAUAAUGACAUAUUUAACAGGGCCUUCUUUUUUUAUCUCAGUGAGAAAUAGGGGAGAAUAUGGGACAAAGAAACCAGGCUGCGAGUGGACAAAGUCUAAAAACAAAAUGCAAUUUGAUGAUUAUUGUCUAGUUAACUAUUCAAUACAACUGAAUAUCAAAUUGACGUGAGACUGGAAUGAGUUGAUUCAGUAUUUCCUUCGUCUCAUGUAGUUUCACAAAAAUAAGCAAGUAAAUCGACUUUUUCUGGACAUUCGUCAAGCGUCACUUUCGACGGCUAUAUAAAACCCAGGAAAAAGCUCGCAUAGAACUCGGUGAACUCAGGCUGAUUUACCUAAUAUACAUAAAUAACAAAGAAGGGUUCUUUUAAUUUGUUACAAACCUUGGUUAAAUUGUUUGAAAUAUGUGGGUACUAAAUUGCUACAUAAAUUUAAAUAUAGGAUUUAUAUAUUUAUACAUAGUGUAUUCUUUAAUUCCAAUGGCUUUUGCCCAGUCGCGACAGUUAAAAAGCACGUUUAACUUAAUAAAUAAAUUGAAGAAAAAGCCAAAUUCAGAUCAGGUCAAAAAAUGCGAUUUAAUUCAACAUAAUUGGGGUUUGUUGCUUGGAUCUGUCGAUGUCAAACGGAGAUGAAACUAGCCUCACGUUGUCUGGCUACCCAUCUUACAUGCAUAUUAUUUAAGUAAUCAGUCAAUCUAAAUUCUAUUAUUGACCAGCUAAAUUUAUUUCGGAAAAUAUUUUAUAUGCAAGCGUAUUUCAUACUACCCUGCCCUGUGUCCAUCCCAGACUUCUUUCGGUCCAAGGUUUUGUUCUAAAGAGUAUUUGUUCUGUGCCUGCAUAUGAGGAGCAGUUACCAGACCAGAGGAAUUUUAAUAUGUAUUCACCCAUCAGCUAUGAAAGCCACGUGUUGAGGUACUUUUCCCAUAUUGAAUACCAAAGCUGCCAAGUUUUCAAAGAGUAACAAAAUUGUCAUCGCUGUUAAUUUUGAUUUCGAAGGUUUGCCUUCUUGGUUCAAAGGGGUUAAACGAUUGUUUAAUCGUUUAAUCCAGUGUCAGGUUUGCAGUUCGUCAGUUUCUGACAAUCCGAAAAACGACAAAAAAUGGCUGGCUUUGUAAUAUUCUACAUAGUGUUUUUUGCAAGGGAACACCUCUUCGUUUCGAAUAUCUACAUACAUUGGAAUAUCAGUAUAUGUAUGUACAUAAAUUUACACAAAUUUACUCCUAGGUACACGUGCCGCAAUAAACUCUAAUGGUUUUUUACAUAAUUUUAGAGUCUGACGAAAUGAGGUUUCACAACUUUCGCAAACUAUUUAUACAUUUAUACCUAAAAGAUAAGCAAGAAAUUGUCUAGGAUUAUCGUGGUAAAGCAACCAUAAUUAUGUAGUUCUUACUCAUUUACGUAUGCUCUAUAUAUAAUUAUGUAUAUGUACCUAUGCAAGUAGGUACACAACUGGAUUAAGGAGGAUAUAUGAACAUAUUUCUUUUCUAAGUAUUUAGAUGGAACUUGAUCCCAAGAUGGUUUUACAAGAUUACCAAGAAACCAGCACGUUGCUGUUGUGUAAUUAAGCAAUAAAUUUGCUCCAGUGACGAUCAUUGCAAAGUGAUUGCAGUGUAAUUCUCCAACAAAUUCACAUAGAUAAAUCAUAGAUCGUGUGAAACUAUUACAUCCGGCGAAACACAUUUUUAGUUACAAGUACGAAAAUGUGUUCCAAUAUUUGUGCUCCACCUUUUUUGGGUAACACAUGUUGAAGUUGAAGAAGUCCACAAGCAUUCAUUUGAUUUUUAACCUUUUAAGAAAAUACAAUACCCACGCGAAAAUUCAAACUUGUAAAAUGUUGACCAUAACGGUUUCUAUAAAUUUGGAUUCGUUCUCGGACGAUUUGUGUCCAGAAGUUAAACAAGCAAUUUCAAACAGUGGGGUGAAAAGGAUCGAGAAAAAAAUUAAGGUUCUCGCCCAAACCACUUGCAACCGCACAAAUUUGACAUCGGAUUCUCCCGACCUUUUACAAUUUAUAACUGAAUUGGAGAGCUGGUUGCUGGACUAUUUUGAUUCCUUUGUAACUCCAGAGCAAAUUCAACCCGUUGUUGAAGAAGCUGUGACGAAAAUGCUCUACACCAGCCCUACCAAAUCUGUUGGAUCGACGAAAUUCAAAAUUUUAUGCUAUGCCUACGCAACAGCGAAAAUCAUAAAGCUUUGUUUCAGUGACUCGGUUGAAAGAAUUGGUCGCAAGGGAGACGCCAAAGCAGAAUUCUUUGACAUGGCCAACAAAUCCUUCGCUGAUCUGGUCGACGUGAAAAACCUUGAAGAACAAGACUUGAAGAACUUGUUGAAGAAGGUGCUCAACAUGGAAAUUGUGCAUGAGCAAUCGACCGAAUUUUUACGCGUUUCUGCGAAUUCAUGCCUCGAAAUUUUUGACAUGGUUAAAGAAACUGAUCGUGACAUUACUCUAAAAAAAGCUGGGUCAAUAAUCUUGGCUCUCAGUGGGAUUCAAACAGUUGACAAGGAUUUUACAGAUACAUCGUUCCGUGGACUUAAAUCUGGCCUCAUACUGCACAUGACAAUUGUUUCCUUGUUAGAUGAUCUGCACAUUUCAGAAUGGUUUGAGGAGGACUCGAAUUUAGCUGAAUGGAACGAAAUUGCCAAUAAAAUCGCAGAAAUUAUGAACCUCAGGUUAUUCCCUUUGCAGAAUGAUAUCAUUCUUGGCAACAAUGAUUCAGCAAUUUUGCAAAAAGUUGCGAAAGGAACAACCUUAGAAAAGGCGUUGGAUGAAGAAAUUGAAAAUUUGAAGCACCGUCUUACAGAUUAUGGCAGACAGUACAAAAUUCUUGCAGAAAAAUAUGAGCGAGGAAACGAUGCCUUGUUGAAAUAUAUGGAGUACGUGGAUUCCUGGUUGUACGGAAACUUGAAAUUGUUUAAUAUUUUACCAAGAUAUGGCAUGAAAAAUCAGGUCAAAAUUGUAAAUAAUUUGUAAAUAUAGCUUUAUUAAAUUUUUUAAAUUCUGGUGCAGUGCACCAGAAUUUAAGCAGCACAUUAUAAAAGUAUUUAAUUUGUAUUGCAUGAAAAACAUUGGACUUGUUUUGGAGUGAAUAAAUAUCUUGAAAAAUACAUAUAUACUCAUGUAUAUAUAUUAUAUACA